Danaus plexippus (monarch butterfly) is the source of this 2667-nucleotide messenger RNA. Its product is annotated as facilitated trehalose transporter Tret1-like. Gene Ontology annotation, molecular function: transmembrane transporter activity. The transcript is spliced from 8 exons. Gene Ontology annotation, biological process: transmembrane transport. NCBI's taxonomy places the organism in Eukaryota, Metazoa, Arthropoda, Insecta, Lepidoptera, Nymphalidae. Bases 216 to 1607 code for a protein of 463 amino acids. Gene Ontology annotation, cellular component: membrane. The record is from RefSeq and is a predicted model, not a curated record.
UGUACAGUCUUAUCGUUCGGAAAACAAAAUGUGACGUAGCGUAAUUAUUUUUCAAAACUAAUAUAUUUUAAAUUCAAAUCAAACGGUUUUAAUUUCAAAGAAUAAUGUUAUUUGAAAUCUGUAAAUAAAAUAAAUGAUAACAACAUCUACAUGCCUGUGUGCCGCGUGCUCUAGUGUCGAUUCAGUCACGAGACGAUCCUCAUCUUAAAAGGGAAAUGUGUUACGUCCGCCAAAUAUAUUCUGCGUUUAUAGUGAGUUGUCUGUGCCUCAAUAUUGGUAUUCUGUUCGCAUGGCCUUCAUCCACGCUCAAAUUAUUUUCUUCCACUAAUACAACACUAAAUCGAGCCAUGACUGAUACUGAAAUAUCCUUAUUUGGCAGUCUACCAUCCUUCACAGCACUAUUCAGCACACCCUUGUCUGGUGUACUACUGGAUGUCAUAGGAAGAAAAAAAUGCUGUAUUUUGUUUGGGUUGCCAUCAGUGAUAGCAUGGACUAUCGUGUCCCUAGUAUCUCGGGUAGAAGCCAUCCUUGCGUCGGUUUGUGUUGGUGGAUUGAGCGGAUGCUUGCUCCUGGUCGCGCCAAACUUCAUCAGCGAAUUUUCCCAUGAAUCGAUUAGAGGAACCCUCACUUCUUUUGGAAUUAUAUUUUAUGGUAUAGGUCUGAUGGUGUCGUACAUUCUUGGAGGAUGUCUAAAUUAUGAAAUGAUGAAUUAUGUUUGCCUGACAAUAUCAGUUUUUUCUUUGCUUAUGAUGAGCCUAGUGAAGGAGUCGCCCGUAUAUUUAAUGUCUAAGGACUUAGAAAAGAAAGCAGCUGAAUCUAUAGCCUUCUAUAGAUCAACGAAACAAGGAUCGGUAAUAGUGCAACAAGAAAUGGAAUCUAUAAGACGAACUCUCAAUCAACAGGUGGACCGUGCGCCCGCUGAAGAGCAAAUGCUAAAAUCAGGAAAUAGGAAUCCUAAAAAGCCUCUAUGGUUACAAUUUUUCAAAAAAUCUAAAUCAACUCGCCGGGGUUUAGCAAUUGUUCUUAUUCUAUUUUCACUAUCCAUAUUUCAAGGGUUGAUUGUAGUUCAAGUAUACUCUGAGCCGUUAUUUAAAGAAGCACUACCUAAUAUGUCAGCUAAUUUGACCAGCAUUCUCUUUGCUUUGUUGAAUACGAUUUCAGGAUUCGUAGCUGCUUAUUUACUUGACGUCUUUGGAAGACGGCCUGUUAUGAUCUACCCAUCCCUCGGUACCUGUUUUUUCUGUAUAGCUCUCGGAACUCAAAUUCAAUUCCAUUGGGGCCCAGCUUGGUUGAAGGGGCUCUUUGUGUACGCGUUCUGUAUAACAGCAACUUGUGGAGCUGGUACUGUGCCCUACGUUAUGAUACCGGAGAUGUUUCUACCCGAAGUCCGUGGGGUAAUCACAAUGUUAGUAAUCGAAUGGGGAUGGCUUUGCAACUUUUUCAUACUUUUUAUAUUCAAUCCUUUUAUAGCAGUAGCUGGUUUGGGGCCAGUUUUUUAUGUUUUUGCAUUCAUAGGUUUAGUAUCAGCAAUAUUUUGUAAGCAUUAUUUACCUGAAACAAAAGGGCUGACUGUAGACGCCAUUCAAGAUAUCUUGCUUGUCACAUAGUUAAUUUUGGAUACAUCGUAAAUUUUAUUCCAACAAAUUUUCCUGUUUUUUUUUUUUAAUUUAUAUAGUAAUUGAUGGAAAAAACCAAAUUCAAACCAAAUAUCAAUUGGUGUUCAAUAAAAUUUGGUGUAAGUUAGUAUAAUAAUUUUUUUUUUUGCAUUUGUGUCUGUUGCACUAUUGAUCAUCAAGAAGGUUAGAACAUAUUUCGUAAUGGUAUUUUUUUCUUAGUAAAUUGAUGUCGUUUGAAUUAAUUUCAUUUCAAUAAAGCUUUAUAGUUGUAACAAAGUGUCCUAAUAAAAAAUCAACAUCAUUUUAGCUCAUUUAGUGCCCUGAUGAUAAUAGCAAAAUUUUUUCAUUGAAAUCUUGUAGCAUUUUAGCUUAUUUAAUUUUAAUAGCCGUAAAGCUUUAAUAUUUUUAUUCUCAUUUUUGAAAAAUGAUAACUGUCAGAUUAAAUUAUUAAGACUUCUAUUUAAAUUCUUAUUACUCAUUGGCUAUUUCUUCUCGAAAAAUAGACACACUAUCAGAAAUAAAUUAACUAAGAAGAUAAAGUGGAUCGUACUUACAAAGAUUACGAUUAAAAAAUGUAAUAGAAUUUUAUAAUAUUUUUUGGUGGCAGUAAAAUUAUCUAUUGGUAUAGUUUUAAGUUACUAUUUAUUGGAAUAUGAAGUAAGUUCCAGAAUAUGCUAAAUGUCAUCUACUCUUAUUAAUUAAAAACUCAUAAACUAAGUUUUUAGCUGUAUGUAUCAUUAAAGUUUUAUAAAAUCAUUCUCACUAAUGACUUUCCCACCCCCACCUCAUGGGUAACAUCAGGAAAAGCCCUGAGCACAUUGUCUUUUAGUUUCAUGCUUUCAAUGUGGUACUGUACUAUUCCUGACAACGGGUAUUUUUGUACAUAUGUGAGGUUAUUCGUUUAACUGUUUGUCCUAAUUUGAUGACCUUGUUCGUAGAUCAAGUAAAGACCCACCUGAAUUAAGUUUUUAUUCAUCUCAUUUUAUUUUUGCUUUCAAAUUAUACAGGUUCAGUUCCGAUGAGUAUUUCAAGAUUUUAAGAUUAAUUAUUA